Molecule: messenger RNA, 2067 nt
Organism: Sclerotinia borealis F-4128
Lineage: Eukaryota; Fungi; Ascomycota; Leotiomycetes; Helotiales; Sclerotiniaceae
Source: the annotation of a GenBank genome assembly
AUGUCUCUCUCUAAUUCUGGCAGACUUGCUUUGAGAAUCUCAAGACAAGCAGAAUGUGUAGUUGCUGAAAUACCUACAUUUCUUUGCCCGCUACUCGCGCGAAGCUUGCACCCUUCAAAGCUGGUCCACAGCCAACCACGAAAGAGCGUUCGAGCUCAGCGAAGAUAUGUUCAGUCGCACGCUCAGUCUCAGGCCCAGGAAGUUCCGGAAUCUUAUUCUAUUGCCUCAGCCCAAGCUUCAAUGCAGUUGCCUUCACAGUGCGCUGGAUGCGGUGCCUUCUCACAGACAACUGGUGAUGUUGAAGCGGGGUUUUAUUCAUUGACAAGGAGGUCAGUUAGGGAAUAUCUUGGGACUUCAUACACGGCAAAAAAUAGGACAGCCACAGCAGAAGAUGAGGUGGUCAAGAAAGCCCUAGAAAAUGUCGACAGUACGAUUCUCGAGACUUUGGGGAUGGAGAAACCCGCAGAUACAACUACAUCCAUGGAACCACCAGUAUGUGACCGAUGUCACAAUCUCAAGAACCACCAAACUGGGGUUUCCAUAUAUCAUCCCUCUGUACAAGUUCUCCAACAAACGAUAUCCGAAUCUCCCUACAAAUACAAUCAUAUAUAUCACAUCAUAGAUGCCGCGGACUUCCCCAUGUCGUUCAUACCUGCCCUGACCAAAACGCUGCAUGUGACACCUCAGAGAUCGCACAAUCGACGUUCGAAAGCAGGGAGAUUUUACAGUGACAGAAAAACGGAAGUGGAUUUUGUGAUCACCCGCUCGGAUCUUCUAGCACCCACGAAAACGUUGGUAGAUUCUAUGAUGCCAUAUCUAACGAGUGUGUUGAGGGAUGCUUUGGGGAGGGCGGGAAGGGGGGUUCGCUUGGGAAAUGUUAGGUGCGUUAGUGCGGAAAGAGGUUGGUGGACGACGAAGCUAAAGGAGGAUGUUUUUGAGAGGGGGGGUGGUAAUUGGAUGGUGGGAAAGGUCAAUGUGGGAAAGAGUCGGCUUUUUCAUGAGGUGUUUCCAAAAGGCAGAGGAAAGAAUGAGGUGAUUGUCGGUAAACCUUUGCUCAUGGAUGGAAGGACUGAUGAUAAUGUUACUAACGGCGCUCCUUCGCCUAUGGUUUCCUACAAACCGAUGCUGAUAGAAUCAGGAGAGGUAGAGGUAGAGGAGGAAUUAGUAAAAGAUGAAUCGGACGAUACAAUGCCACUUCUCCCUCCGGCACAACAAGAAACAGCAUAUCCAGCAAUGCCCCUUGUGUCGUCUCUUCCUGGUACGACAGCAUCGCCAAUUCGAGUGCCUUUUGGUAAUGGAAAGGGAGAGCUUAUUGAUCUUCCUGGGAUAUCCCGAGGCGAACUCGAGCUUCAUGUUCAGCCAGAGCAUCGGAGUUCGCUUGUCAUGAAAAGUAGGAUAAAACCAGAACAGAAAGUGAUGAAGCCUGGUCAGUCACUAGUACUCGGCGGUGGCCUCAUCAGAAUUACACCCACAGAUCCAGAUAUAAUAAUGAUGGCUUAUUCGUUCAUAUCUAUACAGCCAAACCCUCAUUUGACGUCGACUGAGAAGGCGAUCGUCAUGCAGAGUAGAGGUAAAGAGCCAUUCAUUGAUAAUAUAAUGCUCUCUGGAACGGAAGAGAAGGUCGCUUCAGCUGGGAUUUUUCCUUUGAAAUGGGAUGUAACGAGGGCACGUAUAGGACCAGUCACCAAUUCUAUCAUUGAUAGGGGCAAAGUGGAACAACUCCCAUUUCAGAUUCUUUCCACGGAUCUCUUGAUCGAGGGGUGUGGAUGGGUUGAGCUUGUUGCACAAGUUAGCAAGAGGCGUCUCCUGAAGGCAGACGCAACUAACUAUAACACGGCAGAGAAUGCAAGCUGGGGAUGGGGGGACGAGAAGGAAGUUGCAGAUGAUAUGGCAUGCCCGUCAGUUGAAGUAUUUACUCCUGAAGGGAAAUUUAUCGCUGCUAGGAGACCAAUGAAUGCAUGGAUGCUUAACGCUAAGAAAACGUCGAAGACUAAAGCUAGGCCACCGCGUAGUAUGAAAGGUGUUGAAAAGUUAAGGAAAGCUAGGAUGGGUGCAACAAGAGGAUAA